AUGUGUUUCACUGCCUCCAUUAUAAUCUUAUCAACCUUCACAAUCUUGGUCAAGACAGUAUUUCCAAUGGUUUCAGCUAUGUCUACUGGAACAAUUUCAACAGCUGAUGACCGCUUAUGGCGCCCCUUGGAUAUACCCACUUGCCCCAACCCAGGAGAACAGCCAUGGCACACAGGGAACUGUAGAUCCCAUCAAGUGGUGUGGCAUGUUGAGCGUGGGCCUUGUGAAGAUGGCUGUAGGAAUAUGAUUAGGGACAAAAUAGGCGCCUUGGCUUGUAAGAAUUGCUACAAAAUAAAACCUGGAUCAACAAGGCAGAUCAACAUCUGCAUGGAACACUGUUACCUGAAGCUACCAAUCCCAAAUAUGAGCUCAGAAAUCAUAGCUAAGCAUGCUCCAGGCUGUGUUCCACAAUUAAUAUCUAAAGACGGGAAGGGGAACUGUGAAAAUUGUUACCAAGAAAUGGGUACAAAGUUCUCCUAUUGGGGCUGCAAAACAGAAGGUUGCUCAUACUAUGUGCCAGAAUCAUGUGAGAAACUCAAAUACUGUGGGAGCUGUCAUGAGAAUUAGAGAAACUUGAAAAGAACAUCACAAGUGAAAGAAGUAAAGUAGUCA
Molecule: messenger RNA, 612 nt
Organism: Puccinia graminis f. sp. tritici CRL 75-36-700-3
Lineage: Eukaryota; Fungi; Basidiomycota; Pucciniomycetes; Pucciniales; Pucciniaceae
Exons: 1
Coding region: 1-567 (188 amino acids)
Source: RefSeq, a predicted model, not a curated record